Arabidopsis arenosa is the source of this 1341-nucleotide messenger RNA. The record is from the annotation of a GenBank genome assembly. Lineage: Eukaryota; Viridiplantae; Streptophyta; Magnoliopsida; Brassicales; Brassicaceae.
CUUCUUCACCUCAAGAUCUCAAAAACAAAAAGAGAAAUCAAUCAAAACCUUAGGGUUUCUACUAAUUUAUGUGUGUGAUGAUAAGAGAAUCAUCAUCGUCAUGGGAGGAGUAACUUCAUCAAUCGCCGCAAAAUUCGCUUUUUUCCCGCCAUCACCACCGUCUUACGGAUUUGUUUCCGACGUUGACCGAUUAUAUAUAACAGAAGUACCUCGCCGUGAUGAUGUUGAUGUAUUGAAGCUAAAGACUCGUCGUGGUAACGAGAUUGUAGCUAUUUAUAUUAAACAUCCUAAAGCUAAUGGUACGCUUUUGUAUUCACAUGGUAACGCUGCUGAUUUGGGUCAAAUGUUUGAGCUUUUUGUUGAGCUUAGUAAUCGUCUCCGACUUAAUCUCAUGGGGUAUGACUACUCUGGUUAUGGUCAGUCUACUGGAAAGGCAAGUGAAUGUAAUACAUAUGCUGAUAUAGAUGCAUCAUAUACCUGCCUCAAGGAACAUUAUGGUGUAAAAGAUGAUCAACUGAUCUUAUAUGGUCAGUCUGUUGGUAGUGGACCAACGAUUGAUCUAGCUUCACGCACGCCUAAUUUAAGAGGGGUGGUUUUGCACAGCCCUAUUCUCUCUGGGAUGAGAGUUUUGUAUCCGGUUAAACGUACAUAUUGGUUUGACAUUUACAAGAAUAUCGACAAGAUCGGUGCAGUUACAAGUCCUGUCUUAGUAAUCCAUGGGACUGCAGAUGAAGUGGUUGAUUGUUCUCAUGGAAAACAACUUUGGGAACUUUCAAAAGAGAAGUAUGAACCUUUAUGGGUAUCUGGAGGAGGACACUGCAAUCUAGAACUCUAUCCAGAGUUCAUAAAACAUUUGAAGAAAUUCGUAAUAUCGAUUUCCAAACCCAAGGGACCAAGAAAUGGUUCGAACAAGACUGUAACGACGGAUACAACCAAAAACCAGAGCAAGCCUUCAGAGAACGGUCGUUCUGAUACAUUUCAACUCGGUUGCUGCCUCCCAGAAGUUUCUAGAAACAGUGUAGACAGUCAGCUGGAGAAAUCUAAGAAGACUAGUAAACCGGAGAAGUCCCGAAUGAGCAUUGAUAGGUUUAGAAGGAAAAAAGGUCUAGUCUGGUGACAUAAAGAGGCUUGUGUAUGUAUUUUCUGAUAGAAACAGAUCAAACUCAAAAGUCUUGAUUUCAUAUUUGGUUGUAACUUUUUCAUGGUACAAAAGCUGUAAUGACUGACUAGUUUUACAUUAAUACCACCUGGUUACUUUUCCCAUAACAAGAAAACCCCGAGACCUGAACAUAACCGAAUAUCCGAGUACUAGACUUUAGAUAAUAUAAUGUGGUUUUAUAG